This is a messenger RNA of Calypte anna (Anna's hummingbird), 2222 nucleotides long. RefSeq names its product NME/NM23 nucleoside diphosphate kinase 3 (gene NME3). Gene Ontology annotation, molecular function: nucleoside diphosphate kinase activity. The record is from RefSeq and is a predicted model, not a curated record. The coding region runs from base 10 to 687 and encodes 225 amino acids. Gene Ontology annotation, biological process: CTP biosynthetic process; GTP biosynthetic process; UTP biosynthetic process. The transcript has 5 exons. Lineage: Eukaryota; Metazoa; Chordata; Aves; Apodiformes; Trochilidae.
CCUCUUGCCAUGGGAACGGGUCCGCCCUCUCUCGGCCCCGCCGCUCCCCAGGCCCCGCUCGAUCGUUCCGCUGCAGGCGGGUGUCGGAGUGGCCCCCAGAGAGGGAGGCGGGGGCGCAGCCCCUUUAAGAGCAGAGCCGCCAUGAUCUGCCUGGUGUUAGGGCUUUUCGCCGGCCUCUUCCAGACCGCCUGCAGCGGGGCUGGCGAACGCACGUUCGUGGCCAUCAAACCGGACGGGGUCCAGCGGCACCUGGUCGGGGAGAUCAUCCGGCGGUUCGAGAGGAAGGGCCUGCAGCUGGUGGGGCUGAAGCUCCUGCAGGAGCAGGCUGAGCUUUGCGUUCUUUGUUCUGCUCAGGCCUCAGAGGAGCUGCUGAGAGAGCACUACAUCGCCCUUCGGGACCGUCCCUUCUAUAGCCGGCUGGUGCAGUACAUGAGCUCCGGGCCGGUGGUGGCCAUGGUCUGGCAGGGCCUGGACGUGGUCAAAACGGUUCGAACAAUGAUUGGGGAGACAAACCCAGCAGAGUCCUUGCCUGGCACCAUCCGGGGAGACUUCUGUGUAGAAGUCAGCAAGAAUGUGAUCCACGGCAGUGACUCUGCUGAGAGUGCAGGGCAGGAGAUCUCCCUCUGGUUCCGCCCAGAGGAGUUGAUUUGCUGGGACGACACAGCUGAGCACUGGCUCUAUGCGUGAGAGGAGAAGCCCAAGUGAAGUUCAGCUUCCUUAUGGGGCAGGAGGCAUUUCCAUCCAUUUCUCGCUGCCUCUAGGGCUGGCUGUGGCUCUUGCUGCAGUGUUGAGUGAUGUGUGGGGUGCUUUUGCCUGCAUGUGGGUGGAGGGGUCCUGGGAGCUGUUUGGGGUCUGUAACUCUGCUGUUCAGCUCCCUGCCAGAGUGGCUGUUCCUCUCUCUCUCUCUCUCGCUCUCUCUCUCAUUUGGCUGUCGUCAGUGGUGGGGUUUGUCGCUCUGUUUCCUGCAGCAUCUGAAGCUUCAAGUGGCUCAAGGUGAUUUGAAGUGAAAACCAGUCUCUGCCCAUUCCUGUGGGCUCUCAGCACUGCCUAGCAUAAGAGGCCAUGUGCUCCUGGCUGCUGGGAGAGCUGCUUUGCUCACCACGAGGCGUUGUGAUCCAUAGCAUCGACCUGCAUUGCUCCGAGGUUCUUCCUCAAUGGCUUUUACAGAAUUGGGCUGCUAUGGGCUAAGGAGUAAAGUCCCCUUGAGGUAGAAGCUUGUUCCAAAACAAGGAACAAAGGGCAGGACAAGCCACUCUCUCUGCUGUGGUGGAAGCUGGCACCAGUUCACCUGGUGUCAGAUGUGAUCAGGGAGUUCAUGAUUUGUGGCAACCCAGUUUGUAACAGGUUGGACAACACCCUGCACUGCUGUGAGCUCUGCCUGCAACAUCAGCCUCCCCUGAGCCCCACAGCCCUCCUUUCUCCCAGCACUAUGGGGAUGGAGGGUCUCUCUCCAGUGACUGGGGCUUUCCUUGGCUGCAGACAGCCCCUCCUGCCUUCAGACCCUUCUCCGAAGAGCUGUUUGCAGCUCCUAAUGUGUGACAGGUUUCCUUGUUCCAUCACUCACCCAUUUGCAUUCUUUAAUAAUAAACUCUGCAGACCCCUCAUCUCUCCUUUGGUUGUUUUCCUCAGGGACCAGGAGGGCAGAGGGAGUGGUAGCCAACCCACGGAGCUUUUGAUGUGUUUGGGAUGGGAGUCAGUGCAGUUGAUAACCAGCGAGGGUUAAAUGAAGCCCCAUGUAGUUGUGGUUUGGGCUGUUCAUGUGCAACUUUGCCUCGGAUGACACAUUCCCCAGUUCAGGAUAACACUGUCUCCUUGGGCAAAAAUCAGAAAGGUGUGGAAGGUUUGAUGCAGUGUCAUACUUCCGUUGGUAUGCAUUUUCCAUUCCCAGUGUCCCUGUAAUUGUAAGCUUUAUGGUUUUCUGAACCCUAACCCUAAUUGUGUGCAAUUUUGGGGGCUGAAAUGUGUCUCCAGCUCUACUGGUGAAAACAACCAGAAAUUGAAAAUUUGAUGCAGUGUCAUACUUCCAACAAUACUUGUUACUUCAACAGGCAUGCCCUUUCUAUCCCCAGUGUCCUCUGUAGCCAUUCUGGUUUUCUGAACCCUAGACCUAACCCUGUUCUCACAAGAGCAGCCCCUCCUUUAGUGGCUAUCACAAUAAGCUGAGCACUGUCCUUGCAAGGGGAGUUCUGUUUGAUGGCCACCCUGACACUGUCCUUACGCGA